Saprolegnia parasitica CBS 223.65 is the source of this 684-nucleotide messenger RNA. RefSeq lists its product as hypothetical. The transcript has a single exon. The record is from RefSeq and is a predicted model, not a curated record. NCBI's taxonomy places the organism in Eukaryota, Oomycota, Saprolegniomycetes, Saprolegniales, Saprolegniaceae. The coding region runs from base 1 to 684 and encodes 227 amino acids.
AUGCAACGGCGCCGCCCAGUGGUCAAUACGACUCGAGCAAGCCAGCGACCAGCGCAGCCGAACGUCCACCAUCAAGUGAGGCACCAAGUUCCAGUCCUACAAGCAUUGGCUACGGCAGACCCACGAGCACGCCCACAAGUCCACCGAGUAGCUACGUCCGACCGACUAGCCCUCCAAAGACGGGUUACGGCAAGCCCACCAGCGCACCAGGCAGCGGCUUCGGCAAGCCCACAAGUCCACCGAGUGGCUACGGUCGACCGACGAGCUCUCCGAGCGGCGGCAAUGGCAAGCCCACCAGCGCACCAAGCAGUGGCUACGACAAGUCCUCCAGUCCACCAAGUGGCUACGACCGACCGAUCAGCUCUCCGAGCAGCGGCUACGAAAAGCCUGGCAACAACCAAGGUAACGCUGGGGGCGGCGGGUACGUUAAGCCGAGCAAGGGUCCCAGCGACAACUAUGGCAAACCCAGUGGUGCCACGGGCUAUCCAAGUGGCGGUCGAUACGAUGGCCGCGAUCGACCUGGCUCACCUGGGAAAGGCAAGCCGUCCCACCAAGGAGAUGGCUACACCAAGAGCCCAAAGCCGUCGUCGUACGGUAGCACGGAAGUGCCGUGCAAGAGUCUCAAGGCGCGGCAAGGUCGCGACGCCGACCGAGAUUCGGCCGCCCAAGUCGCGGUGCAUGUAA